Lasiodiplodia theobromae is the source of this 1218-nucleotide messenger RNA. RefSeq names its product Nucleoprotein TPR. NCBI's taxonomy places the organism in Eukaryota, Fungi, Ascomycota, Dothideomycetes, Botryosphaeriales, Botryosphaeriaceae. Bases 1 to 1218 code for a protein of 405 amino acids. The record is from RefSeq and is a predicted model, not a curated record. The transcript is spliced from 2 exons.
AUGGCCAGCAACUCUUCCAACAAGCCUGCUAUCCAAGGCAUCUCUUACUCGUGUCCGCUUCUUCGCGGGAUCGCCGGUCACUGGGGACAUGAUUCCAAGGAAUGGUUCCCGAAGGACGCUGUUCCGGCCCAUGGCAAGGUCGAUAAGCUGUCGGCGGACUACAAGAACGCCCUUCUCAAGCUCGCCGAAGCCGCCGGUGCCAAGGACCGUGCCGUCGCUGUCGGCCUGGUCGCUCAGGCUAUCAAGGAGCGUAAGGAGUCCAGCUGGAACCGUUUCGCCGGCGUCGAGGACAUCAAGUCGGCUCUCGCCCGCUAUGAGACCGUUCGCGCGACCACCGCCGGUCUCAAGCCGACCUUCGUUUCCACUGUGACGGUCCAGACCAAGCACCAUGACAUCUCUGUCCCCCAUGGCGUCCGCCGCGCCCGGUCCCAGUCGAGCGAUUCCCCCGACGCGCGCGCUCCCCAGUGCCGCCGCCUGGAGCAGCCCAAGACGGCCGACACCAUCGAGAGCCUCACUGCCAACAUUGACAGGCUCAAGCUGGAGGUCACCCAGCUCAAGGCCGAGCGCAACAACUUCAAGCUCCAGACCUUAGACAUCUCCAGCAAGGACGAGACCAUCAAGGGCCAGAGCAAGAUCAUCAAGGACCAGGACAAGACGAUCAUGACCCUCGACGGCGAGCGCACCCAGUUUCAGACUGAGAACACCCAGCUCCAGACCGAGAACAGCGAGCUUGGUGAGCUCGCCAUCACCUUCUGCAAGGCGUGGCUGGCCUCUCUCGUUAACAACAAGCACUCGUCGUCCGCCGCGAUGAACAUCAACAACUACAAGCAGUCGCCGAUCGCCACCACCGACAUCAACAAGGCCAUGCGCACCUCGAUUGACGAACUCCAGCACAAGCUCAGUCUACACGACGUCAUCCCCAAGGUUGGCGCUGCCCGCGACAGCAUCAAUCACCUGGUCGCGACGCUGGAUGGUUACAAGGCCGAUGGCCUCUGGUACCACCAGCGCUACGCUGAGAAGGACCAAGUCGACUUUGAGGCUGCCCCAGAGGAUGUCGAGGAGGACGAGCUCGAGGUGGAAGGAUACGGCUCUGAGCCUGAUGAUGACGACGAUGAGGAGAUGGACAUGGAUGAUGGUGGCGUUAGCGUUGGCUACUUCCCGUUCGACCUGUUCAAGGAUGACCUUGAGGAGGAGAACAUGGAGGAGAUGGAGGAGUAG